This is a messenger RNA of Spirodela intermedia, 672 nucleotides long. NCBI's taxonomy places the organism in Eukaryota, Viridiplantae, Streptophyta, Magnoliopsida, Alismatales, Araceae. The record is from the annotation of a GenBank genome assembly.
AUGGGCCGGAGACCUGCUCGUUGCUACAGGCAGAUCAAGAACAAGCCCUACCCUAAGUCGCGGUACUGCCGGGGGGUCCCCGACCCCAAGAUCCGCAUCUAUGACGUGGGCAUGAAGAAGAAGGGGGUCGACGAGUUCCCCUUCUGCGUCCACCUGGUCAGCUGGGAGAAGGAGAACGUCUCCAGCGAGGCCCUGGAAGCCUCCCGCAUCGCCUGCAACAAGUACAUGACCAAAUUCGCAGGAAAGGACGCCUUCCAUCUCCGGAUUCGGGUCCACCCCUUCCACGUUCUUCGGAUCAACAAGAUGCUUUCUUGUGCCGGUGCUGAUCGGCUUCAGACUGGCAUGAGAGGCGCAUUCGGGAAGCCCCAGGGAACCUGUGCAAGGGUGGAUAUUGGGCAGGUGCUCAUGUCCGUUCGCUGCAAGGAAGGCAAUGGAGUGCACGCUCAGGAGGCCCUGAGGAGGGCCAAGUUCAAGUUCCCCGGCCGACAAAAGAUCAUUGUGAGCAGGAAGUGGGGAUUCACCAAGUACAACAGGACCGAUUACCUCAAGUGGAAGUCGGAGAACCGGGUCAUGCCCGACGGUGUGAAUGCUAAGCUCCUCGGCAGCCGCGGGCCGCUCGUCAACCGCCAGCCCGGCAGGGCCUUCUUGACUGCACCAUUGUCCGCUGCUUAG